AUGUCUUGUGUGGCCGCUCCAUGUCUAGACGAGCUCAUUCAAAAAUUUUGGGAAACGGAGGAGAUUCCCUCUAAAAUCAUUUACUCUUCAGAAGAGGAGCUAUGUGAAACGCAUUUUCGUCAAACCCAUUCGCGGAAUGCGGAUGGCCGUUAUAUGAUUCGAUUGCCAUUCCGAAAUAAUCAGCCUCCCGUUCUGGGCGAUAGUUAUAAUCUCGCUCAGCGGUUGUAUUCCCAAACGGAACGACGAUUACUUUGCAAUAGCAACCUUGCUGCGGAAUACAAUAAAUUCCUCGCUGAAUACGAAGUUUUAGGGCACAUGGAGCAGGUUCGCGAUUCCACCGCGCACUGUCGGCCUGUUUAUCUUUCUCACCAUCCCGUGAUCUGGGAGAGCAGCUCGACAACCAAAGUACGCGUUGUAUUUAACGCUUCGAGUGUCACGUCCAACGGCUCUACUCUGAAUGAUUGCUUAUUAGUUGGGCCUAAGCUUCAAAACGAUCUUGGCGGAGUUUUGCUGAGCUGGCGCUCGUAUCGUUACGUCUAUCUGGCGGACAUUGAAAAAUGUUCCGUCAGAUUCUGGUGCAUCCCGACGAUGUGA
Molecule: messenger RNA, 594 nt
Organism: Nylanderia fulva
Lineage: Eukaryota; Metazoa; Arthropoda; Insecta; Hymenoptera; Formicidae
Source: RefSeq, a predicted model, not a curated record